This is a messenger RNA of Ostrinia nubilalis (European corn borer), 1174 nucleotides long. RefSeq names its product basic-leucine zipper transcription factor A-like. The record is from RefSeq and is a predicted model, not a curated record. The transcript is spliced from 6 exons. NCBI's taxonomy places the organism in Eukaryota, Metazoa, Arthropoda, Insecta, Lepidoptera, Crambidae. Bases 224 to 1174 code for a protein of 316 amino acids.
AACAUAAUCGUAAAAAAGUGACACACACGCCAUAAUGUAAAUUGCUUCUAGAUUUGGCGUUUGAGUUAAAAAAUCUACAUUUUGAUGCUAAAAAUUCGUUUAAAAUGUAUACAAACGACAUCUAAAAUGUCCCUAGUAAAUAUUGGUAAGAAGCAAGUUCAAACGAUUUUCUUACUAGGUGUGAAAUCUUCGCCUUGAAUACUAUUUAGGCUAAGUGUUUGCAAUGGCUCAGUUUUACCAGAUAGUUGGACAAGGGCAAUCAUUCACAUUAGAGGAUCUUCAAAGAUACUGUCCAAACAUAUGCUUGGAUGGAAUUAUAGUUAACCAAGAUGAACAACAAUAUGCUCAACAGCAGGUUGUGGUACAACAAGCCGACCAGCCUAAUGAUAUCAUAGUGAGUGAAGGAGUGCAACAACAGCUUGUUGUUGGUGAUGGCUUGCAAUAUCAACAACAAUACAUCAUCAGGCAUGAGCCCCCGCCUCCACCUCCUCCGAGACCUGAGUUUCAACAACAACAACAGCAACAGCAGCAGAACCAACAACAACAUCAACAACAACAGGCCCUACAUAGACAUCAAGUUUACUACACAUCCGAUUUACCUGUGGAUGCUCAGGUUGUGUUGCAACAGGCUCAACAGAUCAUUGACGCAUCUUUGAUGCAACAGUCAUCUCCACAGCGCCCUCAACAUCAGUUGGUGACGCCGGCGCAUGUUCUGUCGCAGCCCACCGUCAUCCACCCGGCGCAGCAGCCCCCGCCGCAGCCGCCACCUCCGCCCCCGCCGCCCCCGCAACAUGCCCCGCAGCAAACCCAGCAACAACAGCAGCAGCAGCUCUCGCGGGCGUCGCCGCAGCUCAUCCAGCACCUGCAGCAGCAGCACCAGCAGCAGAUCCACUUGCAGCAGCUGCAGCAGCAGCAGCAACAGCUGCAGCACCAGCUGCAGCAGCAGCACAUGCAGCCGCAGCAGAUACCGCACCAGCAGGUGGUGAUGCAUGCGGCCUACAUCAACCAGGCUGUGAGUAUACUUCAUCACAUUAGCAGCAACAACAACAGCAGCAGCAGCUCUCUCAGGCGUCGCUGCAGUUCAUCCAGCACCUGCAGCAACAGAUCCACUUGCAGCAACAGCUGCAGCAGCAGCACAUGCAGCCGCAGCAGAUACCGCACCAGCAGGUGGUGA